UCCAACCGUCGAGACACGUAUUAAUCUCGAGGAAUUCCUUAUCGAAACGACUACAUUCAUCCAUCAGAAAACCACCUAAAGCUAUUAAUUCUUUACUGAAUUACUAAAUCAUCGGUCAUAAAUAUCCAGUCACAUCGACAAAAUAAGCGAAUAGAAAAAUCCAAAAUACAGUGUUAUCUGAAUUUUCGAAGUGGAAAUUGGAAAUUGUUCUUCGAAAAAUGGUGAAUUUACGGAGGAUGCAGGUACUGUUUGCUUGUCUUUUGUGGUUUCUACUGAUGGCAAAUGCCAAGUCAGCAAUUGUACCGCCGCCCUGGGCAAAUCCUCUGCGCAAUCCUUGCGCUACUCGACCGAGAGGAUGGCAAUUGCUCUAUUGGGCAGAUGAUGGAAAAUGUUAUAGAAUAUUUCAGAUCGGUGCCCCUUGCCCAGAAACGAUGGAGCUGGCACCCUCAGCAAAGGGUGACGGAGUAAUAGCAGAAUGCAGAUGUCCUCCAGGUACUGCCCAGUCCCCCAGGGAUGCAUUAUGCCAUCCGAUAUUCACCAGGGCUUCCUGCCCAAAGGGCCAGUACUUCGCCCCUGUUCCAGAGCCCCUGAAUGAUUCAGGGAGUAAGGGUCGAUGGGGUGUUUGCCGGACCCCGGACCCCUGCCGACGAAGUGGACAACUGUUUUUCCCCCGCGAUGGCAAGUGCUACGAUAAAUUGACUCGUGGGCCUUGCCCCAGUGGUGAACUGCUAACCCUCGAUGAGAACAAUUUGGCGAUUUGUUCCUGCAUCAAUGAGGGGGAGUUGGGAAUGUUCUAUUGGGGAAAAGAAGACCCAGGCUGCUAUGAACAUUACACCAAGGGACCCUGCAGUGAACCUGGGGAGAUAUUUUUGCCUGGAGGUACCUGUGGCUGCAACCCGAAGCUGCCACAUUUUCACCGGGAGACCGAGAAGUGUUAUCCACUCGGAGGAUCAGAACCGUGUCUCCCGGGCCAGCACUUCGCAAUCCCUCGAUUUGAGACACCAACAGACGAAGAGAUCCACGGAAAAUGCGAAUGCCAACCCAAUUACAUCGAGUACAAAAAUGGUUUGUGUUAUCGGCCGUACACUCGCGGUCCCUGUCCCCCAGGUGCCAUGCUGUUGAACUCAACAACGUGUGUACUAAUUCCCUGUAAGCGCGGACGACUAUAUUUUGCCCGAGAGAGAGGUUGCUACAAGAUAGGAUCAAAGGGCCCCUGUUCAGCUGGCCAGGUAGUCUUCUUCGACUACUCAGUCCGUCCCUCGAUCGAUGGUAUAAGUUACCACGGUAUCUGUGGAGACGCCGGUACUCUGGAGUUAUCUGAAGACCAGACAGACUAUAACUCCUGUGAGAAAUCCCUGGGGAUGUUUCUCAUCAACGGAACCUGUUAUAAACUCUAUACUCAGGGCCCCUGUGGUCAGGGUGAGUGGCUAGUUGCCAGAAGACGACCCAGAAUCAACGAAAUGUGGGAACGAGAAAAAUCCAUCAACAAAGUCAAAUGUGAGUGCAGACCUGGAUACAUAAGGACUUCUGACAAUUAUCAAUCCCGGGAUAUUGAGACAAAUAACCUGAGCUCCUCGGGAGAGUGCCAACCACCUGCUGUCAGAGUCGCCAAAUUUCUCAAUGAAUUAAGAUUAUCAGCUAGAUCGACUUGAUUUUUUCAUCUUAUCGAGAACAAAUCUCAUUCUGUGAUUUUUUGAGAUUUUUACGAAGUCUUUUACAAUUUUUAAUUGUAAACAAAAGUAUUUUCAUAGGUUUAGGGCGAUAUUUAUUGUUAUUGAUAUUUGUGUGGUGAUGUAAAUAGAGAUCUUGUAAAUAGAA
Molecule: messenger RNA, 1818 nt
Organism: Fopius arisanus
Lineage: Eukaryota; Metazoa; Arthropoda; Insecta; Hymenoptera; Braconidae
Exons: 5
Coding region: 219-1652 (477 amino acids)
Source: RefSeq, a predicted model, not a curated record